Molecule: messenger RNA, 3318 nt
Organism: Aspergillus clavatus NRRL 1
Lineage: Eukaryota; Fungi; Ascomycota; Eurotiomycetes; Eurotiales; Aspergillaceae
Product: DNA-directed DNA polymerase delta POL3
Exons: 3
Coding region: 1-3318 (1105 amino acids)
Biological process (GO): base-excision repair, gap-filling; DNA replication proofreading; nucleotide-excision repair, DNA gap filling
Cellular component (GO): delta DNA polymerase complex
Molecular function (GO): 3'-5'-DNA exonuclease activity; DNA-directed DNA polymerase activity; nucleotide binding
Source: RefSeq, a predicted model, not a curated record
AUGCCUGAAGCUGUCGCGAUGGCCCAGAAGCGGGUGCUGGGAGAAGCAACAAAUAAUCCCCGCGGUGCCCUGAAUUCUCCCGCUGCAGCAAAGAAACGAAAGCUCGAUGGACAGCCUUCCGCAAGAAUCAAUUCGAUACCCCAAAAUGGUCAGCGGAAAAACUUCGGCUCAAGUCAACCCCAGAAAAGCCAAUUUGAGGAGGAAGUUUUGGAGAAGUUGACGCAGGAUAUAAAUGGUCUCAAGGACAGCAACACAGAGAAGGAUCAACAAUGGGAACGACCACCCUUAGGAGACUUCGAUGCGGCGAAAGAAAAUAUCUGCUUCCAGCAGAUUGAUGCGGAGGAAGGGACAAUCACUGGCGGCAAGACGGCUGUUAGACUCUUCGGCGUUACAGAGAUCGGUCAAUCGGUUCUUCUCCAUGUCACCGGCUUUCAGCACUACCUUUACAUCGCGGCACCAGUCAACUUCACCAAAGAGGACUGCGAUCCCUAUCGUGCGUUUCUGGAGAGCAAACUCGGACACUUUCAACCCGUCAUUCAAUCCGUCCAGAUAACGAUGAGAGAGAAUAUCUAUGGAUUCCAGGGCAAUCAGAAAAGUUACUAUCUGAAAAUAACUGUCACAGAACCAAAGUUCAUCAGCAAAGUCCGAGGCGCUCUAGAGCACAAUUCGCAGGGCUUGAAUUACAAGGGGCUUUGGAGCAGCGCGGAUGCGGGUAUUUUGACCUUCGACAACAUCCAGUAUCUUCUCAGGUUCAUGAUCGACACGGACAUCUCUGGUAUGUCGUGGGUCGAGGCCAAGGCCGGAAAGUACCGCCUCCUCGAUGGACGAGAAAAACUAUCGAAUUGUCAGAUUGAAGCUGUCAUCGAUUAUCGGGACUUGAUUUCCCACCCGCCCAACGGCGAAUGGGCCAAAAUGGCACCCCUUCGCAUCCUGUCGUUCGAUAUUGAGUGUGCCGGUCGUAAAGGAAUCUUCCCAGAGCCGAACCACGACCCGGUCAUUCAGAUUGCCAAUGUCGUGACUCGUUAUGGAGAAUCAAAACCAUUCAUUCGGAAUGUUUUUGUUCUGGAUACUUGCAGUCUUAUUGUGAACACCCAGGUUUUGGAAUUCGACAAGGAGGAGAAAAUGCUCAUGGCAUGGCGCGAUUUUCUUGAGAAAGUCGACCCCGACGUCAUUAUUGGAUACAAUAUUGCCAAUUUCGACUUUCCUUAUCUAUUGGAUCGUGCAAAGCACCUUAAAUGUGGUGGGUUUCCGUAUUGGACACGAAUGAAGGGUAUCCUUUCGCAGGCUACCUCGACCAACUUUUCUAGCAAGCAGAUGGGCAACCGAGACACAAAGGCAACGAACACAAACGGAAGAAUACAGCUUGAUCUCCUUCAGCUGGUGCAGAGGGACUACCAUCUGCGAAGUUAUACACUGAACUCCGUGUCCUACGAAUUUCUCAAAGAACAGAAGGAAGAUGUUCAUCACACAAUGAUCACCGAGCUGUACAACGGAACUCCUGACUCGAGGCGGCGUUUGGCAGUCUACUGUCUUAAGGAUGCUUACCUACCACAAAGACUGAUGGACAAACUGAUGUGUCUGGUCAACUACACCGAGAUGGCAAGAGUCACGGGUGUCCCAUUCAAUUUCCUGUUGUCUCGUGGUCAGCAGGUCAAGUUCCUCAGUCAAUUGUUCCGGAAAGCGUUGGAGCAGCAGCUUGUCAUUCCCAAUAUGAAGUCGACGGAUGAGCAAGACUAUGAAGGUGCCACCGUCAUCGAACCCAUCAGAGGAUAUUAUGGCGUCCCAAUUGCUACCCUUGAUUUUGCGUCUCUAUACCCUUCGAUUAUCCAGGCACACAACCUCUGCUAUACGACCCUUUUGAACAAGAAUAGUGUCGAAAAGCUCAAAUUGAAAAAGGACGACGAUUACAUUGUGACUCCGAACGGCGACAUGUUCUGUACGGCUAAAGUGCGCAAAGGUCUCCUGUCGCAGAUUCUGGAAGAACUGCUUUCCGCCAGAAAACGCGCGAAGAAAGAGUUGGCCAUCGAAACUGAUCCUUUCAAGAAAGCCGUUCUCAACGGAAGACAGCUUGCUUUGAAGAUCAGCGCUAACAGUGUCUACGGCUUGACUGGAGCCACUGUAGGAAAACUGCCUUGUUUACCUAUCGCAAGUAGUACAACGAGUUAUGGACGUCAGAUGAUUGAGAAAACCAAGCAAGAGGUGGAAGCAAAAUACACAAUUGCUAAUGGCUAUUCUCACGACGCUAAAGUUAUCUAUGGUGACACUGAUUCGGUCAUGGUGAAGUUCGGCGUGAGUGAAUUGGAGGACGCCAUGAAACUUGGACAGGAGGCAGCAGACUUUGUCUCCUCGAAAUUUCUGAAGCCGAUCAAGCUCGAGUUCGAGAAGGUGUACUUUCCAUAUCUUCUGAUCAACAAAAAGAGAUAUGCUGGCCUGUACUGGACGAACCCGAAGAAGUUCGAUAAGAUGGACACGAAGGGAAUUGAAACUGUUCGCCGAGAUAACUGUCUGCUGGUCCAGAAUGUUAUUGAGACGGUGCUACACAAAAUCCUAAUCGACCGAGAUAUCGAUGGUGCUCAAGACUACGUCAAGGAUACUAUCUCGGAUCUUCUGCAGAACAAGGUCGACAUGUCCAAGCUGGUGAUCACGAAAGCGCUCUCCAAGGCAGACUAUACGGCGAAGCAAGCCCACGUCGAGCUUGCCGAACGGAUGCGCAAACGUGACGCGGGAUCUGCCCCGACGCUUGGUGAUCGUGUUGCCUAUGUCAUCGUGAAAGGUGCUGGAGGUUCGAAGAACUAUGAGAAGUCUGAGGACCCAAUCUACGUUUUGGAAAACAACAUUCCUAUUGACACAAAAUACUACCUCGAUAACCAAUUGGCAAACCCUCUCGGUCGUAUCUUCGAACCUAUUCUCGGGGAAAAGAAGGCCAGCCAACUCUUGACGGGCGAACACACUCGGUCCAUUUCUGUCGCGGCACCUACGCUCGGCGGUCUCAUGAAGUUCGCAAAGAAAACCCAGACGUGUAUGGGUUGCAAGAAACCCCUUUCUGGUAAAGAAGAAAUGGCUGGCGCUGUCUGCGAGCAUUGUCGCCCGCGCAUGGGUGAGCUCUACACCCGAACCCUGAACAAGGUUUCUGAUCUGGAAGUCCGUUUCGGCCGGCUCUGGACCCAAUGCCAGCGGUGCCAGGGCAGUCUACACUGCGAAGUUAUCUGCUCGUCUCGGGACUGUCCUAUCUUCUACAUGCGUAUGAAAGCGAAGAAGGAUGUUGAGGAUGCAGAGAAAGAAUUGUCGCGGUUCGAUUUCGACCCCGGUGCAUGGUAG